Vidua chalybeata is the source of this 3129-nucleotide messenger RNA. RefSeq names its product myocardial zonula adherens protein (gene MYZAP). Gene Ontology annotation, molecular function: transcription elongation factor activity. The coding region runs from base 1 to 2379 and encodes 792 amino acids. The record is from RefSeq and is a predicted model, not a curated record. NCBI's taxonomy places the organism in Eukaryota, Metazoa, Chordata, Aves, Passeriformes, Viduidae. Gene Ontology annotation, cellular component: intracellular anatomical structure; nucleus; RNA polymerase II, holoenzyme. Gene Ontology annotation, biological process: transcription elongation by RNA polymerase II; maintenance of ER location; intracellular signal transduction. The transcript is spliced from 15 exons.
AUGCUGCGCUACAGCUCGGGGCUCACGGUCACCGCCACCACCCCCCGGAGGCCGCCCGGCGACAGCGGCCGCUCCCGGCGGAAGAUGAAUGUGUGUAGGCUACGCUUAACAGUGCCACCUGAUGAAGUGUCACAGCCUGAAGAGGGACCAAAAGAAACUGAGAGAAAGAAAAGUCUCUACCAUGUACCAAAUGGGAUGUCUCCAGGGAAGCUCUCUCAUGGGAUGGUGUAUGGUGUUGUGCACCGAACUGACAACAACCAUAAGAGAGAAAUGGUGGUUUAUGGCUGGUCAGCUGAUCAGCUGAAAGAGGAGAUGAAUUACAUUAAAGAAGUGAGAGCAACUCUGGAAAAAGUAAGAAAGAAAAUGUAUGGUGAAUAUGAUGAAAUGAAACGAAAAAUACAGCAGCUUACAAAUGAACUGAAAGUGACAAAUGCUCAUCAGGAGUCCUUAGAGAAUCAUGUGCGAGUGCAGGCUGCAGCCUUAGAUAGCUUUAGUGAAAUGAACAGCUCCUUGACAUCAGCAUCAAUAGACUUGCAGAAAACUCUAGUGGAUGUUACAUUGGAGAACACAGACAUAAGGGAACAAAUAAGGAAUUUAAAACAUACACAUGAGCAAUCUAUGGAAAAGCUGAGAGAGAAGCAAAAGCAACUGGAAACGGCACAAAUUGAAAAUCAGUUACUGAAGUUAAAGGUGGAAUCAUCGCAGGAAGCCAAUGCUGAAGUCAUGAGAGAGAUGACCAGAAAGCUGUAUAGUCAGUAUGAGGAAAAAAUGCGGGAAGAGGAACAGAAACACAAGGCUGAGAAAGAUAUGCUCCUGGAGGAAACAAAUCGGCUUCUGAAGGCUAUUGAAGAGGCAAAUAAGAAGAUGCAGAUUACAGAAACAAGCAUACAGGAGAAAGACCAGAGAAUUGGUGAGCUGGACCGGCUGAUUGAACGCAUGGAAGAGGAACGUCACCAGCUGCAAAAACAACUUGAAUUAAAUGAACUACAAAUAUCUGGAGCAAAAUCUGAAAACAACUCUGACAGUGAAAGGUCGCAGCAUUUGGAGGAGGUAGCAGCCAGCUUGAGAGAGCGGAUCAAACAUCUGGAUGACAUGGUCCACUGCCAGCAGAAGAAAGUCAAGCAUAUGGUUGAGGAGAUUGAAAUGCUAAGGAAGAAAGUAAAAGAAAAGGAAUUAUUUAUAAUACAGCUUUUAGACAAAAUCUCUUUCUUAGAAUGUGAGAAUAAAGAAUUACAAGAUAAACUGGACUACUUAAUGGAAAACCAACAAAAGACCAAUAUAGAAACCAGAGAUACUGCUGUAGAAUGUGAUCUUCCAUACAGGAAGUUCAUUGCUCGGCUUCCAGAUAAGGGUAGGAAGAUCUCUGAUUUUGCUGAAAAGCUGAAGCUUGCCAUUUUGCAAGAGGAAGAAGUAGCCAGGACAGCUGAGCUGUUAUCUGCUGUCAGAUUGGAAUUUCAGGCAAAACAGGAGGAGAUUAAUACAAGCAAACAGGAAGUUGUCCUAACUGAGGACACAGUGAACCGUGCAGAUUCCUCAGUCUUUAAUGAAAACUCUCACAUUAAGGACAUUUCUGACACUUCUGCUGAAAGGCAGGAGGCAGAAUGUAUUGAAGAAGAUGCCACAAAUACAGCUUUGGAAAAUCAAAGGACUCAGAGGAAAAAUAAUGAAGUAAAAACUGUUGCAAAGGAUCAGAAUCGUUUUUGUGAAGAUGUCUCCAAGUCAGCCACAAGCAAUCACCUGAACAAUGAUCAGCAAGUCUCCCAGAGCAAUAGUGAGGAUGGGACAGAAAGUCCAGCUGCUUUGGACAAUAGUAAAGAAGCCUUGGUUGAUGCCUUUCAAAGAGUAACAAUUGGAGAUGAGGAAAACAGUGAAAAAAUAUUGGGAAAAGAGCAGGAUGUGGCAAAACAUAAGGGCAGUGUAUUUGGAAGCCAGCAUCCCAAAACACCACAUUACAUUGAAGUUCUAGAGGCCAGAGCCAAGAAUCCAGUCAUAAAAAAACCCAAAUUUAAACCAAACGCACUGUCAGGAGAGCAGAGUGGAUCAUCUCAUGGUUCCUCAUCCAGUCGAUCACCCGGGGGAUUUGGCUCUCCAGUUCCUCCAGAAGAGAGAAGACUCAGAGAUAAGAAACAUUUGGAUGACAUCACAGCAGCUCGACUGCCACCACUUCACCACUCCCCUGCCAAGUUGUUAUCCAUAGAGGAAUCCAUAGCAAUUCAGAUACAGCAAAAGGAAGCUUAUGAGGAAAUGCAAGCCAAGCUUGCAGCACAGAAGCUUGCAGAGAGACUGAAUAUAAAAAUGCUCAGGUUUGAACCAGAGGGGGAGGCCUCAAUGCAGUACAGAGAAGUGAGAGAUGAAGAUUAUUUUUCAGCAGAAGACUGAACAGGGUGUCUGUGGAUGAGCUGUGUAACUGAUCUUUAUGUAGUACUUCUUAAAACCCAAACCUGAAUAUUGAGAAUGCUUCAUCUAGUCUGUUUUUUCUUAAAAUUUUCACAUGACAGCUCCAGGAAAGGUUCAGUAUAGACAUCAUAAAUAUACAUGUCACAAUUAUUUAUCAGUCUUCUUUGGGGACUGUUUUUUGAGCACUUGGGGCAGUUAAUUCUUGUGGAAUGCCCCACAGUUCUCAGCUUUAGCAAAGUAAGCUCUCCAGUACAGUUUUGCAGGCUAGGAUGGGUCAGCUAUAAGAGAAAGUUUCUUCUGUGCAGAAGUGUGAUUGCAAAGGGCUUUGGCACAAAACAUGUCCAUAAAGUAAGCUGAGGUGCCUGUGGACUGCUGACAUGUAUGAAAGCCCUUGUAUAAAUGUGAACUACUUCUUUUACCUAUUUAAUAUUACCUUUCAUGGUUUUGGUGAAAAUACCUACCCAGAGAGUUAAAAUAAAUACCUGAUCUUUAGGUGUAAGGUAACUUCUUACCAUAUGAGAACUUGUUUCUCUGCCUGCACCUUAAAAUAACACUUGCUGCCCCUAUGUUGUAAAUAUCUAAGAAUUUAAAGUUACUUUGUAACUCAAAUUCUGUUUGGGCUUUAAGGGACUCUGCUGUUUGGUUUUUGGUUAUUAUGGCAAAGCACAUCAAGAGAUCAAGUUCAUCUGAAGACUUUACUAUUUUUAUUAAAGAUUUUUAUGGUUUUCUGUA